CUCCAUUUAGCAGGCUUGGGGCUAGUGUUAAUGUCUGGACAAUUAAGCAAAACUUCCCUUGGGCUGGAUCUCCAGAGCCUGAGAACACUGGUAGCCAAAGGAUGGUGUCUUGUGAAAGGAGGGCAAGCGGAAGUGUAAAGCAAAAUUUGCUUUUGGGUUUUGUUGAUACUUGCAGACCAGCCCACAGAAGGAUGAACAGCAACGAAAUCCUUUCUGGCAAUCUUCCUGGGAUGCACACCGGAAUCAAGAUCUGUAAGAAGCAACCCAGCAUAAAUCUAUGUAUCCACCAUUGUUCAUAUUUCCAAAAGUGUGAAGCAAAUAACAUAUGCUGUUCAGCCUUCUGCGGGAACGUUUGCAUGAGCAUCCUGUGAGUAGGAGAGUGGGCUGGGGUGUGCAUCCUGAUCCCUGCACCCUUCCAUCCGACACUGUGCCCACAUCCAAAGCACAAGGACUUCAAAUCACCAGCACAAGAACAUCAACAUGAAUGUCGCCCUCCCUCCUGCCUGAACUCCUUGUCCCGGUCAAAU
Molecule: messenger RNA, 527 nt
Organism: Sapajus apella (tufted capuchin)
Lineage: Eukaryota; Metazoa; Chordata; Mammalia; Primates; Cebidae
Gene: WFDC10B
Product: WAP four-disulfide core domain 10B
Cellular component (GO): extracellular region
Molecular function (GO): peptidase inhibitor activity
Source: RefSeq, a predicted model, not a curated record